AUGACUGUCCUCUUCCAGGACAAGAUCAUCUACAUGCCUUACAUGCCGCCUUUUGCCAGGUCCGAGAAGAUGGAGGACUAUACAACUGUCUGCAAACCAGUGGAGUGGGAACACAGACACAUCAAGUCACUGGAUGGGACGAGAAUCGCCUUGUGCGUUGGGCAGAUACCAGAUUCUGAUCGCCAGGCUAGAGCUGUUAUGCCGAAGAAACAUGUCGUGAUAUGCUACUUCCAAGGCAACGGCAGUUCUUUGCCACCAAGACUCCCACUACUGAGCAACGUCCUGAAGGCUAUUCAUGCUCGGCAAGCCGUCCCCGAGCAAGACACUCGGUACUCAUUAGUCGCGCUCUCCUAUCGCGGGUACUGGAAGUCAUCCGGCCGAGCUUCGCAGCGUGGCAUCGAACUCGACGCACAGGCUCUCCUGAAUUGGAUAUCGACCACUUUCAGCAAGCCGUCAUCUAACCUUGAAUUGGUCCUGUGGGGUCAGAGCAUUGGAGCUGGUGUUGCGGCUACAGCAGCAGCCACAUAUCUGAAGGAUCAAGCCCCGGAAGACCCUCCUGUCACCGGUCUGGUGCUAGAAACACCCUUUUCCGGGAUUAAGAGCAUGCUAAUCGCGCUCUAUCCGCAGAAAUGGCUCCCUUAUCGCUACCUAUGGCCAUUCUUGUGGAAUCACUGGGACAAUAUUGCAGCUCUCCAGACAAUUGCUACCUGCCGUCGAAAGCCACAAGUCCUCAUCCUUCCAGCCACUCGAGAUGAAGUUGUUCCUCCAGGCGAAGCAGACAAGGUUGAGCGACUGAGCCAUGAGAUAGGUUUGCCAACACAGCGAAAAGACGUAAUUGGGGCUUUGCAUACGGAAGCAACGACUAGAAGGGAAGGUCAAGAUGCCGUUGCUAGGUUCGUGCUUGAUGUGAGCAAGGGAAAACAUGUUCGAUAA
Messenger RNA from Zasmidium cellare ATCC 36951, 933 nucleotides. RefSeq lists its product as uncharacterized. The transcript has a single exon. The record is from RefSeq and is a predicted model, not a curated record. Lineage: Eukaryota; Fungi; Ascomycota; Dothideomycetes; Mycosphaerellales; Mycosphaerellaceae. Gene Ontology annotation, molecular function: palmitoyl-(protein) hydrolase activity. Gene Ontology annotation, cellular component: membrane. Bases 1 to 933 code for a protein of 310 amino acids.